Messenger RNA from Phalaenopsis equestris, 1114 nucleotides. RefSeq lists its product as uncharacterized. Bases 100 to 996 code for a protein of 298 amino acids. Lineage: Eukaryota; Viridiplantae; Streptophyta; Magnoliopsida; Asparagales; Orchidaceae. The record is from RefSeq and is a predicted model, not a curated record. The transcript is spliced from 4 exons.
GUAGAUAAUCCCGGCGUCUUCCUCUACCAUGCUCAUUGAUUGCUCUAAUCGGCAUCCCUUUAGGGUUUCAGCGAGCCAGAGUAAAAUAAGCAGAUCAAUAUGGGCGGUGGAGUCCUGAGAACUGCAGCGAAGGUUGCCUCAGGUGGAUCUUUCCGCUCUCCGCUUGCUGGUGAGGCGAGUCGAAGGGUCGCCCGGCCGCCAGCUUCCUCUUUUUUGCCCGCCGUCGAGCCUGGGAUCAGCGUUUCCAGCCUUUCCGCCGGUCCUGCAGUAAAUGAGACCCCGGCAAUAACCGUCGCAGCCCGCUGGCCCGAGUGGGAAUUUGAUGAGUGGGAUUUCGCUGCAGAUGAAGAAAAACAAAUUCUUGAAUCAGUUGAUGUUGCUCCUCGAUUGGUUUUCGGUCCUGUUCCGACCAUCGAGGAGGCCAAGGAGGCCACUACUGAUCUGAAAGAAGCGCUGGAGAAAGUAUAUUUUACACCUGAACAUACCCCGGGUUCUUGUGAAGGCGGCCAAGCAACUAGUGGUGCCGUUUCUGCUGUACCAAAACAUGUUUCUCAGAUGUUUUCUUUGCUGCAAGGAAGCUCUGAAGCUCAGGGCGUGGUUGCUUCUCUCGCUUCGGAUGAAAAUGUUUGGAAUGCAGUCAUGAAAAAUGAAAAAGUUCAACAGUUCUGCAUGAACGCUUCACCUGCCGUAACUCAAAUAUUUACGGAUCCAGCUGAAUCCGUUGCUAGCAAGUCCGGCUUUUCGACGACAAUGGAAAGCGGAAAAACCUCGCAGGACUCUUUCGUGAUGGAUUUACUGAAUAACAUCAAUAACAUCAAGGUUAAAGUAACGCAGGUGAUGAGCAAUAUUUCAGACUACCUCCAAGAUAUAUUUGGGAUAUCCAGCGAGAAGGAAACAAGCAGCAGUGAUGAUAAACAUACCAACAAGGCGCUCGGAGCCUCCUUCCUGGCAUUAGCUGUUGCAUCCAUUCUGAUUGUUCUGCUUAAGAGGGCGUAGUUCUCUUUUAAUGUCAUGUAUUUUAUAUGGAAUUUGUCGACACAGACUGAUGAAACCUGGAUGCUUGUGAUCUUGGUAUGAACUUAUCUAUGUGUAUAUUUUGGAUGAAUUUAGCUGU